UGACAUGGAGCCAAUACUGGCUUCCAUGUAAAGUUCUUGAGGGGAAUUGAUGAGCUAGGGGCGGGGAAACCGCUUAGCACUUAGGAAAUACUCAGUAGACCCUAACAAAAGUAAUGUUGCCGUCUUGGUGUUUUAACUUAGGAUCUGUGAAGAGCAUCCGCAUCCCGGAUGCUCCCUGGUCCACUUUUGCUUUGAGUUUCAGGUAGCGGUUCUCCUCCCUCCGUGUGGUUGGAAGAGGAACCUCGCUUCCUGGCUGUCCCCUCCUCGUGGGCCUCAGCGCGUGGGUGUUCUCGACUGAGCCACCGCUUCCGCCUGGAGAUCUGGGUCUUCUGGCCACAGGGCUGCUGCACAGGCAGUGACUGCCGGCUGGGCCUGGAGACCUGGCGGCUGCGGACUGCCCAGCUCAGAACAGCCCCUCUUUGACCUCGCACGGUGGAGAAGCAGCCCCAUGAAGGUGCCCAGCCAUGCAAUGUUCCUGGAAGGCCGUCCUCCUCCUCGCCCUGGCCUCCAUCGCCAUCCAGUACACGGCCAUUCGCACCUUCACCGCCAAGUCCUUCCACGCCUGCCCGGGUCUGGCGGAGGCGGGGCUGGCCGAGCGGCUGUGCGAAGAGAGCCCCACGUUCGCCUAUAACCUCUCCCGCAAGACCCACAUCCUCAUCCUGGCCACCACGCGCAGCGGCUCCUCCUUCGUGGGCCAGCUCUUCAACCAGCACCUGGACGUCUUCUACCUGUUUGAGCCCCUCUACCACGUCCAGAACACGCUCAUCCCCCGCUUCACCCAGGGCAAGAGCCCCGCGGAUCGGCGGGUCAUGCUGGGAGCCAGCCGUGACCUGCUGAGGAGCCUCUACGACUGUGACCUCUACUUCCUGGAGAACUACAUCAAGCCGCCGCCCGUCAACCACACCACCGACAGGAUCUUCCGCCGCGGGGCCAGCAGGGUACUGUGCUCGCGCCCCGUGUGCGACCCUCCGGGCCCCGCGGACCUGGUGCUGGAGGAGGGCGACUGCGUGCGCAAGUGCGGCCUGCUGAACUUGACGGUGGCCGCCGAGGCCUGUCGGGAGCGCAGCCACGUGGCCAUUAAGACGGUGCGGGUGCCCGAGGUCAACGACUUGCGGGCCCUGGUCGAAGACCCCCGGUUAAACCUCAAGGUCAUCCAGCUGGUCCGAGACCCACGCGGCAUUCUGGCUUCCCGCAGCGAGACCUUCCGCGACACGUACCGGCUCUGGCGGCUCUGGUACGGCACCGGGAGGAAGCCCUACAACCUGGACGUGACGCAGCUGACCACGGUGUGCGAGGACUUCUCCAACUCCGUGUCCACCGGCCUCACGCGGCCCCCGUGGCUCAAGGGCAAGUACAUGCUGGUGCGCUACGAGGACCUGGCCAGGAACCCCAUGAAGAAGACCGAGGAGAUCUACGGCUUCCUGGGCAUCCCCGUGGACAGCCACGUGGCGCGCUGGAUCCAGAACAACACGCGGGGAGACCCCACCCUGGGCAAGCACAAAUACGGCACCGUGCGAAACUCGGCGGCCACGGCCGAGAAGUGGCGCUUCCGCCUCUCCUACGACAUCGUGGCCUUUGCCCAGAACGCGUGCCAGCGGGUGCUGGCGCAGCUGGGCUACAAGAUGGCCAACUCAGAGGAGGAGCUCAAGAACCCCUCCAUCAGCCUGGUGGAGGAGCGGGACUUCCGCCCUUUCUGGUGACCAGGGCUCCGCGGGGGGGGGCUGGGGAGCGAGGGGGACACGGUGUCGAUUUUGAUACAAGUGGACCGCUUUGAACUGUUGCCUUAUUUCCCCCUCCCUCUCCCACCCCGUCUUUGUGUCCUCCCUGCCCCCUGUCCAGACCCCGCUUCCUCUGCCUCUCUUUGUCUCUGAAAUUUGCACUAAGUCUUGGACAGGAAUCUCUGGGGCAGAGGGGGCCUGAAGUGGGGUCCAGCCCCAGCCCCGCCCCGUUCAGACACAAGGAUGUGUGUCUCCGGCAGAUGGUGACAAUGUUUACAAGCACCGCACUUACACAUUCACAUAUGCGCGCACGCACACGGGCACCCGAGAGGAGAGACACCCCAAACCGCACAACUGCUGAAGCUUCCCCAAUGGACGAGUGGCGAGGGUACGGUAGUUUUUGCGCCGUCUUACUUCUACGAGGUGAGAAGUUAAAAACGAAAAGGCCACCUCUCUCUCAUUGAUGAAUGGCGUUUGUCCCUCACCAUGCUACUUCUACCCGCCGUUGCCCACUGCCCCCCCCUCCCUCGGAGCAGAGAAACUGCCCCCUCCUGCCCGCCCUUGCCUGUCAGGUGAGCAGGUUUUUACUGUGAGGUGAAUGUGGACCUUGUUUAUUUUUUCCAGUCUGUGGCAAUGCUGUUCGUCUGUCUGAGUCUUGUGGCUGCCCCUGGACCAGUGAUGGCUGAUAAAUGUUACGGUUUUCUGAUUGAUCUUGGGGUCCAUCUGUGAUAUUUCUUUGUGCCAAAAAGAAAAAAAAAAAAAAAAGAGUGGUUCGGUUUGCUAAAUGGACAUUGAAAUGCUUUAUCUGUGUUUUCUGUAAAUAAAAGAGUGCAAUAA
Molecule: messenger RNA, 2555 nt
Organism: Kogia breviceps (pygmy sperm whale)
Lineage: Eukaryota; Metazoa; Chordata; Mammalia; Artiodactyla; Physeteridae
Gene: CHST1
Product: carbohydrate sulfotransferase 1
Biological process (GO): N-acetylglucosamine metabolic process; keratan sulfate proteoglycan metabolic process; carbohydrate metabolic process
Cellular component (GO): Golgi membrane; trans-Golgi network
Molecular function (GO): keratan sulfotransferase activity; N-acetylglucosamine 6-O-sulfotransferase activity
Source: RefSeq, a predicted model, not a curated record